AUGCUGAGUGGCGGAUUCAACAUGGCGGUGCAGCAAGGCCCACUUCCAUUGACAGAGGCAGAUCGAAUCUUUGACCUUUUCGACACCGAUCAUGAUGGACAGCUUCUCCCGGAGGAGUUCCAGCUGGCCUCGAGGGUCAUGCGAGGAGAGCUGCCGCUGGAGAUCGCACUGGUGUGGAACAACCAGCAGGCGAUGAAGAAACACAUCAAUCAGAUGCAGAGUGAGCUCAAGGAGAUGAAGGAGAUGCUGACGAACCUUGUGGCAGCGCCUCACGCGCGCCCUCAAAAGCCGAAGUUGGCUAAGACAGUGAGGACAUUUGAGGCCCGUGGUUGGCCCGUGCAGGAAGAGGCGCUCUCAGAUUCACAUGUUAUUGUGGAGUGCUUCUUCAGCAUGGGCUUCCCAAGCUCGCUUCACGGGUCCGUUCGCAUCCACGUUGGCAACUGGCUUUGCCUGUUAGAGCAGCUGGCAAACAUUGAGUUGCUGGCAUUGAGCCCUGCCUGGCGGAAGUUCCACCCACUGCCGCGGCCAGACGCGCUAGCACAGCAGGCCGUGGCCGAGGUGACCUCGAUGGCGAGGGAGGCGUUGAUCAUGGAGAGCGGAGAGAAGAUGGCCAUCGCACAAAGAGGGCCAGCUGAAUAUUUGGUGGACAACAGCGCCUUGCAAGCGCAUGCGCCUGGCAUCACCUUCCGCUUCAGCAAACAUCUGGAGGAUCGUGAUGACCUUGGUGAACUGGCAGCCUUUGGCAGUGUCGUCUUAGGCAUCGACGAGGGCGACGGAUGGCUGCGCGCGCAGAACCCCUCGGGGGAGAUCCGCUUUCUGCCCAUGGAGAUCCAGGGCAUCCCGGUGAUGUCGCGCACCGGUGCUGAGGAGCAGCGCGAAGCUUUUGCAGAGCGAAGAAGACGGAAGGAAGAAGCAGAGCGACAUCAAAGGGAUUUGGAGGCCUGGCAGCGCCGUGCUGCGGAGGCGGAGCGUCUUCACCAGGAACGGCUUCGGGCGCAGGCUGAGAGAGAUGAGAAAGAACAGAGCAAGGCCGAUCUUUUGAAGCCGGAGCGGAGCGGAUUCAAGGGCCGCACUGAGUCCGUACUAGAACGUCACUACGCGGGCGAAGAAGAGGAGGCCCCGAGAAUUUGCUGCUUGGUGUGCCUCGCCAUGCUUCGCAAGAGGAGAUCAACCAGGCCAACAAAAUCUGGCCACUUUUUGACUUGA
Molecule: messenger RNA, 1206 nt
Organism: Durusdinium trenchii
Lineage: Eukaryota; Dinophyceae; Suessiales; Symbiodiniaceae
Source: the annotation of a GenBank genome assembly